AGAAAAACAGAAAAUAUUUGUUGUUUUUGUGUUCAUUUGUUUCAAUGAGUUUGCAUUCAAUUGAAUUGUUUUUCAUUUCAUAAUUCACUUCAUUUUGUGCACAAAAUGUCUUCACUAUCAGUGAACGUAUCGGUGGAACCGUUAGAUGAAUAUCAGGUGCAAGAGAUCACAUACGAUGGACAGGAGAAGUAUAUUCAACCGCUUUCGAUGUCCGAGAAUCUGACGAAAAUGGUUCAGAAGAUAGACUUCGCGAAGAUUGACACGGAAGCCAGUGAUGGCACGAAUGGUGUCGAAGCCAUGGAUGAGACCCCAGAAGUGGAGUCGAAAGAGUUGGCGACUUUCCAGCCCUCCCUCUGGCCCUUCGACUCCAUCAGAAAUAAACUCAAACAAGCGUUGACUGAAGUGACAGUUCUUUACGACGUCCUCAGUAUAUGUAAAGACAAACGAUAUCUGGUUUUAGAUCCCGUAUCUCAAGAGCCCAUCGAAAACAAACCGAUCACUGCUUUGGUCGCCAAGAAAAAGGCAUUGGCGACUGUGGCCACCAUUAUAUCCAAUGGUUGCGAUCGCAUGCGUUCGGCACAAACGGAGGCCAAUCGGAACCGAUCGACAGAUUUUCAUUCAGAACUCUUUCAGAUGAGACAGAACUGGAGGUUAAGAAAGAAAGAAAAUUCAAUUCUCGGAGAUCUUAGUUAUCGGAGCGCCGGAUCACGUUUUCCACAUUCGGGUACUUUUGAAGUGACGAAAAACGAAGAGCAGUGCACUUCCGGCACGGGUUCGCGCGCCAGUGCUCUCAAAGUGAAGGUGCCGUCAGAUCUAGAGGGCGGCAGCUUUUUUCAGGUCAAAACACAAAAAGACAACGAAGUGAUAGGUGAUGGCGAGGUAUCGGUGCCCAUACCUCCUGUCUUGCAGUCCAAUGUGGACCUCAAUUGGCAUCAAAAGCUGGAAAACGCUCAAAACGUUUUGUUCAAUAAAGAACUGUUUGCACAGUUAGCUCGAGAAGCAGUUCAGUUGCAACUGCCGAUCCCUACCACUGUAAUCGGCAAUCAGAUAAUCGCAUCGCUUUUCCCUGGCGUCCAGUUGUCUAUAGUUUUGUGUCACACGACUAUUCACGGGAAGAUUAAACACCAAAAGAACUCCUCUCUGGCCAUACCUUCCAAACAGGACUCACCCAAUAAACCAGUUUUAGAGCACUCUCUGCACCAACUGUUACGUGAGUUGCAUCACAACACACUUCACCACCCGAUGCCACACCCGACCACUGCUACACUCGGGGUCAGCCGUAAGCGCUAUUUAGCCGGUCCUGAGGCCUACGACCGACAGACGAUCGCAGAACUCAACAAAAGUGAUACUAUUUUAGAGCAAAUCAUAGCUCAGACUCAACACGACUUACUACGGCUGCGGACAAUGUUUAUGAUCGACACUCUGGCCUCAGAAAUCAAAGAUCCCAUUAUUGUCGCCCAUUGGCUGUGUCUCAACAGCGCCACUAAAAGUAGUGUCAAAAUUAAUAUCGUUUCGUACGGCUAUGAAUCCCUGUGCAGAACACCUCUUGUUAUCCAUAUCUCCACCAAAUCAUUGAAAGCCAUUCUUAGAGAUGGAAGAGUUAUAAACAUGUCAUACGAAUCACAAGAAUUGCGUUAUUUGUUACUCAAUCAGGUAUCACAACAUCAAGUGUUUGCCAUUCAAGCGCUUUCCAAACCGAUGGGAUGGAAAGUACUAUCACUUAAUAUCAAUGUAGGCGUCGGUCACGUGGAGCCCAUCGGCACCGCCUCAUCCAUUGUGUUGGUCUCACCGAAUGGCGAUCGAAUAAUAGCCAUCAGAUGUGGACCUCAUUCAGGAAUUGAGGUGAAGAUGUGUUCAUCGCCUCAGGAGUUCUACGCGAGUGCUUUGGUUCGCGACCGCAAGUGGCAGAACCUGACCGGCAGUUACCGAGAGGUCGAUUGGGAGCGCAUUGAGGGCAAGAAUUUCAUCAAUAAAAUUGAAUACCUGAUGGCCAGUCUCACCAACUAUUGAUUUGCUUUAUUAACCAUAUUUCUCAUGAAUUUGACAUUGAUUUUCAUUAUUUAUUGUAAAUUUUUAUUUAUUUAUAUGAAACUAUUUUUAUAAUUUUUUGGAAUUCUCUACAUUCUGUAUACAGUACUAUGAGCUAAAACCAAUGGAAGC
This is a messenger RNA of Oppiella nova, 2160 nucleotides long. The record is from the annotation of a GenBank genome assembly. NCBI's taxonomy places the organism in Eukaryota, Metazoa, Arthropoda, Arachnida, Sarcoptiformes, Oppiidae.